Molecule: messenger RNA, 3939 nt
Organism: Leishmania major strain Friedlin
Lineage: Eukaryota; Euglenozoa; Kinetoplastea; Trypanosomatida; Trypanosomatidae
Exons: 1
Coding region: 1-3939 (1312 amino acids)
Source: RefSeq, a predicted model, not a curated record
AUGAAUAGUGCGCAGGUCGAUGGCACAACAGCCGUACCGAGCGAGGACAAUUUCGCCGCAUCCAGCGCCAAGGAGCGUCAAGGCUCGCAGGCGCAGGAACCGCAGCAGCCUUCGCUAGACGACGAGGCGCCGAGCAGCUGCGUCAGCACCCAUAGCUCGCGACUGCCACCCCGAAGACAUGAGCGGCUUUCCGUGACGGAAGCACCUCGAGAGCCGCAGAGAUCAUUCGCCUCACCCGCGUCAUCCACCGCGGUGCCGGGCUCCAGCGCCGCCAGUGAGACGAUUCGCAACGGAGGUGCGCUAACAAGGCGGAACGGUGCUGCGGUCCUGCUGGCAACAGACUCGGCGGCGAUCAAUGGUCACAUCUCUGCCGGAAGCUCUGUGGCAGCCGCAGCACCUCCAUUGCCGCCGUGGGGCCGGAAGUCGUCGUCGUCACGCACCUUCUCAGAGAAGCCGCCGGCUGAGAAGAGCCGUGAUGCUGCGGACGGCGCCGCACCAGCCUGGAAAACGCCAGCACGCCAGCAGCCCCCACCACCACCGGAGACGGUCGUCGCAUCCCCAUCGCCGGCCGCAGCUUCCCUGGCGUCGCUCGAAUCUGCCGUCAUCAAAGCCGACGCGAUGGUGCGCUCUUGGCAGCAGUGCAUCGACACGAACAUGGAGAAUCUUUCGUCAUCUCUUGCCUCCUCAGUCUUUCGCUCGGGCCACAGCGCCGCACCCGGUGCGGCGCCACCACCCGCUCCGCCGUCGACGUCCGCCUCCCCGGCACACCUCAGAGAUGCGGCGGAGGAGGCGUCGCAGACAAGUUCAAGACUGAAGAGGACGUCACAAGCACCGAGUCGGAGCGGCGCCGGCGAAGUGCACAGCAAGGCCAGUAAAGACUCUGCCGAGGACGGCAUGAACCCCGCGUGCCACCAGUCCGCCGCCGCCUCGUCGGUUGGCGUGCCCGCCACAGCCGAGGCAGUCGUCACCACGCGUCAGCCGCCGUCUGUGCGCUCACGCACGUCGUCUGCGGUGGUUGGGGUUGUGCGCAGGGGCAACGCCUUGGUGCGUCCUGAGGUAGGGGAGGAACACGGCGCCACAGGGAGCUCGGCGAGCUCGGUGUAUCAGCGCCUACCGAGGGCGGACCCGUUCGACAAGGAGAGCGGAAGCAGCUCUCACUGUGACAGCGGCGCGCUCCCGCCACCUCCGGCCUUCUCGUCGUUCGCGUCGGUGCCGUCCGUUGCCGCGGCCGACGCCGCCGCCACGCCGAAGAGGGCCCGAGGCUCUGCGAACCAUCGCUCCUUUAGUGGCUCGUGCGGCGGCGCGUUGCCGCCGCAGCGGCGCGAUCAUCAAGGGAGCGUCACCAGCCGCACCACGGCAGGCUUUGAGCCCUUCCACCUACACACGGUGCACCGCAGCGCAGUCCGGCGAUCGAUGUCACCUUGCUGCGCACCGCCGGACCCGCUUUCCAGCAUGCCUGCGCAAGAGCGGCAGCGGCUACUGAACCUGCCACAUCAGCUGAGCACCGCACCCGGUACCUCGCGCUUAGAUAUGAACUUCGAGCAGGACGUGAAGGAGCUGUACAGGCAGAUGCACCUUGUCGAUCCGCACCUGCUUAGCCGUCCUGGGCGGCGCCAGUUUUACAUCCCAGAGCAGGCAGACCUGUUCGGCAUGUACCCAGAGCCGCCGAUGACAACGGACGAGGACGGCAACGAGAUCGUCAAGUACCUCGCGCCGAUCCCGAUCCGAGCGCAGAGCUUCGUGCCGUCGCAGACGCGGAAGUCGUCACAGUCGCCACCGAUGGCUCCUGCCUCCGGCGUGCAGCACGGGAAGGCGGCAGGAGCUGAUGCAACUGACGGCAGCAACAGCGGUAGGGCGGUGGUUCGCCCCGGCCGCGGUCUCUCCAGUUUUGUCGUCGGGUACGGCGAGGAGACGACGGCGAAGGGGCGCGGCGGCCUUACGCAGCCGCGCGGUCGCAUCGUCAGCGACAUCACCGCGCCGUACCGACGCAACAUGGCGGCUAACACAGGGCGCACCGGCCACAUCCAGCGCGAGUCGCUCAUGGCCAACUGCCUACCCCCACCAUGUGGCUCAGAGACGCCACUGCCAGCCUCGGCGAGGUCGUUGUCGUCUGGCAUGAUGGCGGCGGACGAGUCGCAGACCUCGACACCGUUCACCAUCAUGCGGCCCACGCCAUCCUCAGAGCUGAGUAACAACAUCCCAGUAUCGGACAGCGAGUACGGCUAUGCGCAGGUGACGACAGCACGCAUGAUGCCUACGGCCGCACCGUUGCAAGAUCAGCAGCAGCCGUGUGUCAAUGCCGUGGCGGCGUUCGUUGAGGACGAGGAGUACAGCUACAGUGUGCAGUCCGCUACAGUCAUGGUGUCAUCGAAGCCGACGCUCACGGUGUCCGCGGCAGUUGUCGCUCACUCAUCCCUGGGGGGUGGCGCAGGAAGCAGCAGCAGCAGCCACAGCGAAGGCAUCUCCCUGCAGGUGAAACCCACCGUGGCACCACCGCCGACGUGCGUUGAUGCUAACACUACGAUGGUGCUCGAUGCGGGGCCGAAACUUACGGCCACGUCGCGUCCGACCAGCACCGAUGGCGCUCCCGCUGCCGUGGCGGAGCGGCGAAGCCGCCCAGUGCGCAGCGGUGAAGGGGCGGUGAACGCGGCAGAGAAGGCGUCUGCGUCAUCUUUGGCUGCCGCAAGCGUCUCUCUUCUCACUGAGGCCGUCACGGGCGCUAGCAGCUGCAACAACAGCAGUGCCGUGGCCAGUGCUGUCGCUGCUGGUGGGCCCAGUGAGCCGAAGAAGGCACCAAAGGACUCGCGGCGAAGCACAGGAAUCGUCAAGUCACUUCUGCUGCCGCAGCAGGCAGAGCAACUGCAACCGGGAGAAUCAGAGGCGGUCGCGGCCGCCGCCUCACAGUCGACGGCACCGACGCCCAAGACAGCACCAUCGUCUGUCAUGGACAAGUCGACCCACUCCCUCGCCUUCAGUGUGACGGCGUCGUCGACCGUCGUGGAUCCGUCGACGGAGCCGCCGAUCCCCACCGCGCGCCGGCACGCAGAUCCGGUGCCCGUGUCGCUGUCGCCGCUAUCCGAGUCGUCGUCGCUGUCGCAGCGUAAAUGGCGGGAGAGGAUCCAGCCGACGAAGGAAACGCAGGUGUCGCCAGCCGCCUCCGCCGCCGCCACCGCAGCAGCAGCCGCGUCGCCGAGCACAUCCCUGGCUGGCACACCACCUGCCCUGCCCCCACCGCCACAAGCGAAGCCGGCAGUAGCCGUCAGCAGUGAACCUGACAAGCCUUCGGCUGUUCACGAAGGCCAUGUCUCCGCGCUGGAAAGGUACAGACGCAAGGAGGCGGCCAUGUCGAAGAAUGGCGACAUGCGCCGUGUGUAUCGCAGAAGCCGGUGUAGCGAGUCCAGCGCCACCGUGGAGGCUGUGACAGAAGUACCUGCUGCCACAGCGGCUCAGAGUGACACUGUGGCGUGCUCUCCGCCGGGAUUGAAGCCGGCGUCCACGCUGUCGAUGACCGCCUCCUCCUCGUCCCCGAAUGUCGUUGGCGGCGCUGCCGCCGGGCACCGCAGCCGCUGCCGCGAAACCCCGCUCGUCCUCGAUCGCGGCACGCAGACGGAGUUCGUCUUUGUGCUGGAUGACCUGCAAGGCCGCCAGCUCCAACAACUUCAGCAAAAGCAGCUGCUAAAGAACAUGCAGCUCAUGCAGUUGCAGCUCCAAAGGCAGCCGCUGCUGAUCAUUAACGCGGGCAGCUACAGCCCGUCCACCUUCACCACGGCAUCUACGCCGCGGAUGUCACUGAGUCCGCAACCGCAAACCUCAGGCAGCACGAGCCCUUCUAUGAAGCCGCGCCAGUGCUCCGCUGGCCUCUCCCCGACCCGGCAGCGGCGCGGCCACUUGGUCAACGAUUCCCGCGCCGUGCGGGAUGCGCUGUGGUGGCCAAAGUAA